Neocloeon triangulifer is the source of this 3568-nucleotide messenger RNA. Its product is annotated as peroxidasin homolog. Lineage: Eukaryota; Metazoa; Arthropoda; Insecta; Ephemeroptera; Baetidae. The transcript is spliced from 11 exons. Gene Ontology annotation, biological process: response to oxidative stress. The coding region runs from base 127 to 2883 and encodes 918 amino acids. Gene Ontology annotation, molecular function: heme binding; peroxidase activity. The record is from RefSeq and is a predicted model, not a curated record.
AGCCCCCGGCGGCCUCCGUGCCCGCCCGGUGCAAUCAGGGGAACCGUCCGAGAAGAAGAAACUUCCGAGUGAUCCAUACUCGCGCCGCAGUGUAAUUUGUGAUUUGCUUGUGACCGCUCGAGAAAUAUGCGCACCACACUCGCUCUGAUAGCAUUGGUUUGGGCAUGCCUUUUAUCACAAGCACAGUUUAGCCUAAUCCCAGACUUGGUCGCGCCUGAUGAAGAUAGACUACCGCCAUGGGAGCCGCCGGGACGCAUGUUCUUUUCCAAAGAUCAAGUGAUGCGGGCAGUGGAACGCGCAAAGGAAAAAAUCAAGGCGAGGAGAGAAGAGGAAUUUGUCUUUUGGAGCAAACACGGAGGUGUGGAUCCUCGUUCACCGCAAGGCACGGCGGCCGCCUUCAACAAACCAACCUUGGACGCCUUGGAGAGAGCCAAUGUGUCCCACCUGUACGAGAUGGCCUCUGAGGAGCUUUUCAACAUCCGCAGUAACAGAAUUCGCCGGCAGCUAGCUGGCGACCUUGUCGACUUUGGGCCAAAUAGCAUCUUCGACGACAACACCCUGGCCGGCGGUUUCACCCCCAAUGCAGGUCCCGGCCUGAUAACAGGAUCGGCGCCCGACUUUUCCGACGUCAUCGCUCCACCGGCCAGCUUGCAGAGGUGCGGUCUGACAGAACCUGGACCCACAGGGUGCGACCCGACCUCGCCCUUCAGAUCGUUCAGCGGCGUUUGCAACAAUUUGCGCAGACCCAACUGGGGCAGGUCGUUGACCCCGUUCUCCCGUAUCUUGCCUGCUGUGUACGAAAAUGGGGUUUCGCACCCCAAGACAACAGGAGUGAGCGGCGCACCGCUUCCUUCUCCCAGAACUGUUUCCACAUCAGUGCACACAGACGUGAGCCACCUGCACGCGCGCUACUCCCUCAUGACGAUGCAGUACGCGCAAUUCCUAGACCACGAUAUUUCAUUCACGCCCGUCCACCGCGGCUUUUUCGUGUCCAUUCCCGACUGCAGAGAUUGUGAUUCAGCCCGACAGGUGCACCCUGAGUGUAUGCCCAUCCCCGUACCUCCUGGUGACCCGUACCACCCACCCCUGAACAACACCAACGGCCGCCCUAAGUGUUUCUCCUUCAUGAGAUCUCUUCCCGGACAGCUUAGCAUUGGACCCAGGGAGCAAGUGAAUCAGAACUCUGCUUUUCUUGACGCGUCUCACGUUUACGGAGAGCACAUAUGCCGCAUCACUUCACUCCGAGGCUCAGGCGGCCGAAUGAACACCACUAUCCUGCCACCUUUGGCGCCGAACUCUCCUAUCAGGGAGCUCCUUCCUCAGGUCGGAACCAAUCCCGAGUGCAGGGCCCAGAGUGGCCUUUGCUUCGCUGCUGGUGAUGGAAGAGCGAGUGAACAACCAGGUCUAACUGUGAUGCACACCAUGUUCAUGAGAGAGCACAAUCGCAUUGCUGACGCAUUGCACCUGAUCAACCCCCGUUGGAGCGAAGAAAUUGUUUUCCACCACGCCAGGCGCAUUGUGGCCGCCGAGACCCAACACAUCACUUUCUCCGAAUUCUUGCCCCGUGUUCUGGGGCCUGAAGCUAUUAAUAAAUACAAACUUGGACUUCAGACAGAUGGAUACUACAAUGGAUAUGAUGCCACCUGCAAUCCCAGCGUUCUGAACGAGUUUGCCACGGCGGCCUUCCGCUUUGGCCACAGCCUUCUUCGCCCCCAUCUGCCGCGCGCCGGUCCCCGAUGGGAACCCCUGACCCCUCCACUCCUUCUCCGAGAUGCCUUUUUCGACCCCAGCAUGCUGCUCAUCCCCCGGAUGUUUGACGAGCUGACCAGAGGUCUCUUGGCUGCGCCCAUGGAAGACAUGGACCGCUUCAUCACAGGCGAGGUCACCAAUCACCUGUUUGAGGUGCGCCGAAGCCCUCACUCGGGAAUGGACUUAGCGGCCCUCAACAUCCAAAGAGGAAGAGACCACGCGCUGCAGUCGUACAAUGAGUACCGUACUGUGUGCGGUCUGCCGAAGGCUGUCGUUUGGGAGGAUCUUUCCCGCGAAAUUCCGACUGAAGCGAUUGAAAGACUGCGUAAUGUAUACGAAAGCGUGGACGACGUCGAGUUGUUCCCUGGAGGAUUGAGUGAAACUGCCCUUCCUGGGGGUCUUGUCGGCCCGACCUUUGCCUGCAUCAUGGCCCGCCAGUUCAGACAACUCAGAGACUGUGACAGAUUUUGGUAUGAGACGAACUCUCAGGUUGAAAGAUUUUCUCCAGCCCAACUGCAGGAACUGCGCAAAUCUAGCCUUUCCAAGGUUGUUUGUAACAACAUGGACGCACCUAUUGACAUUCAGCCUGUCGCUUUUGAUCAGCCAAACGGUUCAACAAAUCCUCGUAUUAGCUGCCAAUCUUUGCCAGGCGUUGACCUGAAUGCCUGGAGGGAUGUUGGAGCGCAGGGUCGAGCCUUGAACAAUGGACCUGCAGGGCCUCCUCUUCCCGACGCUUCCUGCCAAAUCCAGGGCAGACUGGUUCGAAUGGGCGCCAGAGUCCUCACCACUCCUUGCACCAGCUGCCAAUGCACACCCAGUGGACCGAGAUGUAGGUCUAUCCGGGUAACCGACUGCGGCAUUUUGAUCCGACGCGCCGGUCCUGCUGCCGUUCGCAGGGAUGACGUCUGCAUGGCCCAGUGUGGAAGAGCCCUCUUCAAUGGUCCUCCAGGGCCCUCUGGUCCCCCCGGACCUCUCAAUUUGCCAGUGUCGCCUCUCCUGUCCAGAGGUACCCCUCCAUCUGGACCGUCCGGCCCUGACGACGGCAGCCUCCUGGACCUGAGACCUCCCCCGAGGAUCGUGAGGCCGCCACCCAGCAGAGGACCCCUCUUCAGUCUCCUCGGCCUGCUCGGAUAACGUCCUCGAGCUUUUGUCAUUUUUGCUCAAAAUUCCAACGUCAUCCAUCAAUCCAUCGUUUUACGUUUCGGUGCUAAUCAUUUAUUCGUAUACAACUUUGACUUAGGUUUCGCGCCUAGAGCCUUUUAGUGUAUAUACAUUUUUUUUUUACAUUUUCAUCUGCUGCAUUUGCUCAGUGAAAGGUUCAAGGCAGAUGGAUCUCUCUGAGCUUUGCCAUGCCUUCAGGGCCUCCAACCUGCUUGAGUAGUUGUAUAUAUUUUUAUACCUAGACAUAUAAUUUUAUAAAUGUAUGAGCGUGAUAGGCACACUUAUACUGCGUGGAACUGAAAUUUUGUCCGGGAAAUUUUAAUUUCAUGACGUCAAACCAGAGUACAAUUUAGUCGCAGAGCAUUUUGUGAGAAAAGACUGUCCGCGAAAACAGCCGCAAUCGCAAGCUGCUCUCCAUUCUUUUAGCGGGAGAUGAACGAGAUAGAUAUUCUUAUAGAUUCGGGCAACAAUUUUAUUUAUUAUCUGCACGACAAAACAAGGUUUGCUAUCGUUAACAUUUAAAUAAUUAACUAAAGAGAGAGAAAGAGUAAUCGAUUGAUUGGUUAACAGAGUGUGUCCUACCUAACUAUGAAUUUAGAUAUAAUAGCGAGUGAAAUAAAUGCGCUGGUUUAUAUACUGAAAAGCUGCUGCUUUUAAU